Adineta ricciae is the source of this 1017-nucleotide messenger RNA. Lineage: Eukaryota; Metazoa; Rotifera; Eurotatoria; Adinetida; Adinetidae. The record is from the annotation of a GenBank genome assembly.
AUGCAGAGUAGACAUUUUAUCAAUGAAAGUUACGAAGAAAUUGACGAUGCCAAUCGUAAUCCGAUAUUUGGAUAUGAAAAUUUAUCUCUUAUGACAUUAGAAAAAGCGGUAGAAAGCAUCGAACAGUCAGUUCCCGAUGUGAAAGAUUAUGUGGCAACAGCGAAACGUGAAUCCAAGGGACGUUCGACUUCAUUAACUGAAGAUGAAACAGCAUCGAUUUAUCUUUAUUCAAUGCCAGUGACUUUCUUUGGCUGUCUUAACAAAGCUCUUCGAGAAAAAGAUCGACAAGCACUUAAACCCUGGUUCGCUUAUUUAAAAUUAUUUCUCCAUGCUCUCGAAAAACUUCCGUCAACAAAUGCAACUAUAUGGCGAGGUGUUGCCGGUGAUGUUGCUUCAGUUUUUUCUGACGGUCAAAAACGUAUUUGGUGGAGUGUUAAUUCUUGUUCGAAAAAUCUCGGAGUGGUUGAAAUGUAUCUGGGACAAACAGGUACUGUGUUUGCUAUUGAUGUUAUCAAUGGGAAAGAUAUUUCAAAAUAUUCCACGUUCUCAGAAGAAGAAGAGAUUGUUCUCAUGCCUGGUACACAUGUUUCUCCCAAAUGUCAAUCAUUAAACUUUGAUAAUCGCUUUUUUCUUGUACAUUUGAAGGAAGAAGGUAAAUCGAAAGCCAAUACAAGUCAGGAAUUAGAGGUUGUGUAUGAAAUUAAUCCAAGAAGUUCGGCAGGAUUUUCUAUUGUUAACAAUUUCAAUAAUUGGUUUGGUAGUAAUGUAACGCAUGUUGCCAAUGGAUAUUCAUUGUCUGAAAAUCAAUGGAUUUAUGUAUGUUUUCAUGUUGAAGUGUUGUCAUUGGAAAAGAUUCGUUUGGCAAUUAAACAACAAUUCAAUAUUUCCAUGGAAGAUCAUUGGAAAGAUGUUACAAACUACAAAUUGCACAAAGUUAUGUAUCGAUCUGUUCACAAACAACAGCGCUCAACGUCAUUUGAAUUUCUGACAAUUAUUUCCCAAGACCGAAAUGGUUGA